Molecule: messenger RNA, 3149 nt
Organism: Amphibalanus amphitrite
Lineage: Eukaryota; Metazoa; Arthropoda; Thecostraca; Balanomorpha; Balanidae
Product: SEC14-like protein 2
Exons: 11
Coding region: 196-1347 (383 amino acids)
Cellular component (GO): cytoplasm
Source: RefSeq, a predicted model, not a curated record
AUCGCGUCGUCCGGCAGGGGGCAGCGGCGGCGGCCGUCGAAGGUAGCACGGCUGGGCGGGCGGCGGAUCCCAGGCAGCCCAGUCCAAGCCCAGUCAGUGAGCGCGCGGCGGUGGUACAGUCGGGAGGCGGGCCGAUCCACGCGCCGCGAGCAGUGAUAUCUGUGCCAGUGGGACGCGCCGCACGCAGACGCAGCCAUGACGGACCGUAUGAAGACGCUCUCAGCGCAGCAGCGGGCCAAGUUUGAGGAGUUCAAAAAGGCUGUAUCAGACGUGAGCUGCUGCACACACUACAAUCGGGACAUCGACCUUCUCUCCUGGCUGAUCGCGCGAAAUUAUGACGUGGAUGUUGCAGCUGAUAUGAUGCGAAAGUCGAUGGCCUGGCGCGAGCGGCACCGGGUCAACCAGCUGCUAGAAGAGUGGCAGCCGCCGGCCGUGCUCAAGGACUUCUUCCCCCGCGGCUACCACGGCAUGACAAAAACAGGAAUGCCCCUAUUUAUCGGCUGCCUGGGACGGAUGGACAUCCGAGGCAUGGUACGGUCCUGCAAGAAGACGGACUUUGUCAAAUUCGCGUUGUGGUGUUUCGAGACGGGCGGCCACCAGCUGCUGGAGAUAUCGCAGAAGACGGGCGUGCCAGUCAACCAGUUCCUCAUCAUAUUCGACCUGGAAUGUCUGAGCAUGGCGCAGAUCGCCUACAAAGAAGGCUUUGAGCUGUUCCUGGACAUGACGAGACUGAUGGAAGCCAACUACCCCGAGGGACUGGGCGUGUGCUACGUGAUAAAUGCGCCGCCCGUCUUCACGGUCGCCUGGUCCAUGGUGCGGCCGCUGCUGCGGGGCACCACGCAGAGCAAGAUCCAGAUAUUCGGUCACACCGGCUGGCAGGAGCGGCUGCGCGACCUGAUCGCCCCCGACCAGCUGCCCAAACACUGGGGCGGGGCGCUGGUGGGCGCAGACGGAAACCCCUACUUCUCGCCAAAGAUCUGUAUCGGCGGCGAGGUGCCAUCCAGUUACUUCCAGGACCCUCACGAGGUGGAGAAGCUCGUGCUGCACGGCCGGCGACUGCAGGUGCGCCGAGCCGGCAAAUAUGAGCACCGCAUCGACGUCAACCGGCCAGCCACCCAGAUCACAUGGCGUUUCUGCACCAAGGGGUACGACAUCAUGUUCGGCGUGUUCAAGGAGCACAACUCGGGCCGCCACGAGGUGGUGGUUAAGGAGCGCGUCUACAGCCACCUGGUGGUCGAGGCCGGAAAACACGUCUGCCACGAGCCCGGAGUCUACAUCCUCGAGUUCGACAACAGCUACAGCUACUUCCACAGCAAGGACGUGCACCUGGACGUGGUGGUGGUGUGAGCCGAGUGACCUGGUCAGCAGACUCCGUUCUCCGGCCCUUCGCCGCGCGGCCGAGAGGAGCGCCCGUGCCGUCACUCUGGAAGGAGACACUGGGCUGUGCACUGUGCAGUCGGCUCGCAUCUGUUUACUGGACUAAGGUCCGGGUUCAAUGCACGGUCGGUCAGCGUUCGUACCCUGUCCUAUGGACCGAACGGGACGCUAGGAAAGCUGGCCAUCGGGUCAGCUCAGGCAGUGCGGGGGUGCCGCAUACGGCUCUGCAGGGCGGCGGAAGGACGGGCGCGGGUGCUCGUUACGCCUGUGGGAAUGGCCGGGGUGUACGAAUACCAUAACUUGCCUUUUACGUGGAUAGGCAACCAGUCAGUGGCAAUAGUCAUAACUAGGGUGGCCCGCGGGCUCUGCAACACGAGGAAGGGUUAUUUUCGACCUGUCUGUGUUGAGCUGGUCCUGUGUCGAUUGGAUUAGUAUCAAUUUCGUUGGAUUCCUUUUUGAUGGCCAAACAUUUUGGUACGGAAAAAAGGUUCCAUCGCAUCGAGGUGCCCGUGUCGGGUUAACAUGCGUUCUACGUUCUUCUUUGGAAGGAUUCGAGAACUGAUUGCAAGCUUAUUGAAAGUAAUCGAUGAAUUUCGCUAAAAAUGAACUUAUGGUUUGGAACAUUAAUGUUUCUAAGAACACUGUUGUCCAUCAUGCAAAAUUGUUGAAGAAUAUUGGAUGGCUUUAGUGCUCUUUCCAACGGUUAUAUAUAAUAUGGUGAUGGCGCACUUAGACCCAGAAUCCGCGCGUCGUGGUCGGUCCGUCUAGCCCCCUUGCCACCGUUCCCUUCCCGCGUGGUCCCCGGCCUUCGAAGCGGACACCCCUGGCAAUCCAUCAGUUGAAUGGGUUCCGGCUGUGGGCGCCGCGUCUGCCCAGAGUGCGGGCGGGCUCUGCCGCCGUCCCUCGCGCAGAUCGGAUGACACCGAGGGACAGGGGAGGGGCAGGCCAUGGUCUUCAUCCCGCUCGAGGGAUGCGAACGGCACCGGACAGCCGGCGGGUAGGGGGAACGCUUCGGGGAGUGUGCUGCACGCUGCAUAAUGUAUACCCGUUGUGUGUUAGGGUUUAUCGGCUCAGGAGCUUGCAGUCAGCCGUCACGAUCGGCGGGACCGGCUCGGUUGCAGCCCUCCCUGUCGGCAGAGUGCCCCGUGUCGAUGAUAUCGAUAUCGAUGGUGUCCGACGCCUCUCGGUACAGUAGGUCUACAAAAUAAGUCCCCGCCGUAUGCGGGUAACCAGUGGGCAGUUAGCGGCUGAGCGCUACUUGGGCGCUACCUGUCCGCAUACGGAGAGGACUUAUUUUGUAGACCUACUGUACAUACAGUGUGUCAGGGGCCGGCCAGUGGCCACUGCUUUGACUGGGACCGCGCACCGGUGCCACCGGAGUUAAUGUAACGUCUGUGACGUCUUCCGGUCCAUAGGUGCCUAUAUGUAGGUGUAAUGGGGAGCAGGAUGGCCGUUUCGAUGCAUUCGUGAUGGAUUCACUCUUUGUUAUAUUAUGAUGCACAUGACAUAUAUUUAGUCGUUAACGGCUAUACGUUGUAGAAGUUACGGCAGCACUAGACGAGUGUAUGCUGCCCUAGACAAGUGUUGAGACAUGCUAUUCAUGUGUUAGAUAAAUGAAGCAUGCUGGAUGAUUUCAGCGUGUUACCAAUCCAGUCCUUUUCUGGGUGUCGCUGUGGGGGCCAUAUGCAAUCGGGCCGGGGUGUGCUUAGUACGCAUAAAAAGAACUGUGUAUCGUUAUUGAUAUAUGAUUCAAUAAAUUCAACAGGACCGAA